AUGAGGCUUGCCAUUGAGAAGGUAUUAUCUGGUACAAGGCAUCGUUUGUGCAUGUGGCAUAUUAUGAGCAAGUUGUUUGAGAAGAUACCUAAAUCUAUUUCUGAUAGAGAAAAGUUUAGUAAGGAGUUUAAGUCUUGUGUUUGGUCAGAGUUGUUAGAUCCGGAUGAGUUUGAUAUAUUAUGGACUAGUAUUGUUGAAAACUAUGGUGUAGAAGAUCAUAAAUGGUUUAAGAAUAUGUUUGCUAUUAAACAUAUGUGGAUCCCAGCCUUCUUUAGAGAUGCUCCUAUGGGUUCUUUAAUGAGAACAACAUCUUUUUCAAAAUCUGAAAACAGUUUUUUUAAGAGGUGUGGUUAUCUAUGCAACCACCUUUUCUUCAUCCUCAUAAACAAAGAUGUCAACAAUAUUCCAGAGAAAUAUGUUGGUAACCGUUGGCUUAAAAGUGAAUUACUAAAGGCAGUUCAUGGUCUCACGAGUGAUGAAAGUGCGUCUGACAGAGGUUCUAACAAAGAUGACAAACUACAGAUUGCUAACAGGUGUCAUGGACGUUACUUUGGUCUAUAUCAACGUGCUUUUAGGAAUAAAGAUCAUUUGAUUGCUUUGGAUAAUUUGCUUGCGGGUAUUGGUCCUCAAAUCUUUAAAGAUGACUGUGCUGGAUCGUCGUCUGUUGAUAAAAAUGAUUCAAUCAUGAACAUAUAUGAUAUUGUUGUACCUGAAGAAAUAACUGCACAUGCUCCAGAUGUGGUUAGUACAAAAGGGGGUGCAAGUGACAAGAAAAGCAGGAUUAAGUCAAGCAUAGAGAAAGCAAUUGAAAAAGCAAAUAAACCUCAUAGGCGUUGUGGAAAGUGUCACAAAGUUACCGAUCAUAAUGCUAGAAGUUGUGGCAGAAAGCAGACAUGA
This is a messenger RNA of Salvia hispanica, 897 nucleotides long. Lineage: Eukaryota; Viridiplantae; Streptophyta; Magnoliopsida; Lamiales; Lamiaceae. The record is from RefSeq and is a predicted model, not a curated record.